Aethina tumida (small hive beetle) is the source of this 1024-nucleotide messenger RNA. Its product is annotated as venom allergen 5. Bases 246 to 947 code for a protein of 233 amino acids. Gene Ontology annotation, cellular component: extracellular region. Lineage: Eukaryota; Metazoa; Arthropoda; Insecta; Coleoptera; Nitidulidae. The transcript is spliced from 5 exons. The record is from RefSeq and is a predicted model, not a curated record.
UUACGUACUGGAAUAAUUGUACUCAUACUGUCAGUUUUUGUAGUAAGAAUUCGCAUUUAAAAAUAAUUUCACAUAAAUGUUUACUUAAUUAUUUAAUUUACAAGCUGAGCUGUAAUGAAAAUUGCGUAGAUUAUAAAUUAAUACCUAUCGAUUCCGAUUUGAUUGAGACGCUACACAACAGACUUAGAGAUCAUGUUGCAUCUGGUAAAGCUAACGUUGGAUUCACUCCAUCAGCCGCAGGCAAUAUGCAAAAGUUGAAAUGGAGUGACUGGCUUGCAGAAAUGGCAGAGAAUUGGGUUAGGUGCUGUGUCCAAUUAAACAACAAAACGCAGUACGAUCCUGGAAAGAAUAGUUCGAUAGGCCAAAACGUUCUAACCAUCACAACCAACCGUACACCAGAUGAAGAAUUACUAAUCUUAAACUGGUAUAAACAAAGUAACAACAUGGAGGAGACGGAUAUUAGAAAUUUCACAAGUGUGUCAAAUAGCCGCGGUACAAUUGGCCAUUACAGUCAAAUGAUGUGGGCAAAUACAAGAGAGGUUGGAUGUGCGAUGGCGAGUUAUGCUCAACUGAUGCCCGAGGGCAUCAAGACGGGUAACAAAUUGUUUAGAUUCGUUUGCAAUUACAAUCCGAUCGGGAAUGUGGUUGGCCAGCCGAUUUAUUUAAUUGAUACGUUACCCUGCUCCAUGUGCCCUAUCGGUUGUGACGUCGUAAUGAAGAGUUUGUGUAAAACUGAUAUGUUUCCAGUAAGUGAUUUCAGAGACCGCCCAAUUGCAAAAGAACUCAAAUUUACUCCGGUGUUUGAAGAAUCAGAGCCUCUUCCAAUAAUUGAUCAAGUGUAUACCUGGUUUAACAGUUAUGUCAGAGUUACAGCCGUAGUUGACGAAGGCGCCAACUGCACAUGUCUCCUAAGACUACCUAAGAAAUAUCAAUUAGAUGAAGAGUAACAUAAUAGUAAAUUUUGUGUUAUUUUGAUUUGGUAGUUAAUUAACACUUAAUAUAGCAAACAAAAAAUAUAAUUCAU